AUGGGGCCUGGCUUAAUGGUGUGCUUUGCUGAUACAGAUGGCUCCUGCCUGAUCACUGCGGCCGACUCGGGUUCAGAAUGGAGGUACAAGUUGUUGCUGCUUCAAGCAAUUCUGGUGCCCAUUUUGUACUUUGCCCAGGAACUCUCUGUGCGCUUGGCUUUGGCGAAGGGCAAGGGCCUUUGUGCGCUGUUGAGAGUUGAGGCUGGUCCCAAAUGGGCUUGGGCGGUUGCAGUGCCACUGCUUGUGGAUUGCAUCCUAGCUCUGAUUUCCGAAUUGACAGUAUUUGGUCAAACUUUGCUGGCCUGUUGGGAGAUCCCGCUUUCGGUCUCAAGCACACUCUUUGCGCUGGCUUUGGUGCUUCUGGCAUUGACAGGCAGCUAUGCCGUGGCAGAGAAGGUGGGCUUGGCCAUGGGUAUUUUACAGGUGUGCCAGGCUAUUCUGAGGUUGAGCUUUGGCAUGGACCCAAAAGCAUUCUUCAACCGAUUGGAAUUACUGCAUUUGACUUCUGAGAUUGCCGCCGAUCUCAUUCCUAGGACAAAUGGAAACUAUGUGAAGCUCGUCACAGCCAACAUAG
This is a messenger RNA of Durusdinium trenchii, 574 nucleotides long. The record is from the annotation of a GenBank genome assembly. Lineage: Eukaryota; Dinophyceae; Suessiales; Symbiodiniaceae.